Molecule: messenger RNA, 3208 nt
Organism: Lingula anatina
Lineage: Eukaryota; Metazoa; Brachiopoda; Lingulata; Lingulida; Lingulidae
Product: cell cycle checkpoint protein RAD17
Biological process (GO): DNA repair; DNA damage checkpoint signaling; mitotic DNA replication checkpoint signaling
Molecular function (GO): chromatin binding; DNA clamp loader activity
Source: RefSeq, a predicted model, not a curated record
ACUAGUCGUUGGACUAGGUUCUGUGUAUUCAUUCAAAUGUACCCUGUGCAUUCCGGCGAGUAUAUCCUCUGGUUCAUGGUCAGUUUCUAUGUGCUUUUUCUUCUUUCUGAAUUUUAACAGAUCCAUAGCAGCAGCUAAUGUACCCUUGUCCGAAGAUAAAGAUCGAGUGCCAGUAGUACUCGUAGUACUAGUAGCCGCUGUGGGAUGUUCAUUGCCAUUGGCAUUGCUUAUGGCACUUGAAGAGGCACCGUCAUUGUUGAGGCUAAGAACACUAUCAUUCCACGAAGAAACCGAAAUAACAUCUGCGUUUUGACUUCUCCUUUGCAUUGGGAUUCUGAGUACCAAAGAAUCGCCAGCAAAUGCCAUAAACCGAUAAAAAUUGCACUGAUUCUGUUUUCAUCUGUAAUUAUUCCGGGUUUCCGAUGUGCACUACGUCAUCGAUUUAUGUGUUUAUCCACGUCAUCAAGUCGUGUACAUUUAAAGAUGGCGCUUCCGUUUGAAAGGUGUGCGAAAUGUUAUUUCAAUGUCGCGUCCGCUAAUAAGCAACUGAUGGUGCAACAAAAAGUGAUUUAAUAUAGUGCCGUCAUUAUUUUAGCAAAUAAUGAAGAAAGAAGAUGUAGAUUGUUUGUGGAGUGAUGAAGAAGAUGACAUUUUUUUCAGUCCAACUAAACCGGUUGUAAAAAACAAUGUCAAUAAACAAAGGAAGUUGGAUACUUUUACAAGUCAAAUACCUGCACAAAUUUCAACUGUAAAGAGCAAUGCCUCCUGGGUAGCCUCAGCCUUUGAUGGUUUUGAUGACUUUGAGGCCCCAGUUGUGAAAUCAUGCACUGCUGGAAAACAGACACUGCUGUCCCAGAGCAGUGAUUCUUUCCAAAGAAAGAGACCUAGAGAGACAAGUACCAAAACAAGGGGGCAUAGUUUCAUGAGCCAAAGAAGUGCCAUAACUAGAAGGAAAAAUGUAUCGGAUAAUGAUCUCUGGGCUGAUAAGCAUGCACCACUCUCAAAAAAUGACCUUGCCGUCCACAAAAAGAAGAUAGAAGAGGUAGAGAAUUGGUUGUUGAAUAAUUUGAAGAGGAAACCACACCAGGGAGCCCCUGUGUUGCUCCUGACAGGUCCAGCAGGAGCAGGAAAAACAGCAACCAUGAAUGUUUUAUCACAGGAGCACAAUAUAGAAAUACAGGAAUGGGUAAACCCCCUUGUUACCCAGUUUGAGGAAAUUGCUUUCAACAGAGAAGAUUAUGUGCCUGUGGAAGGACCCACACAUAAUUCUCAGGUGACAGUAUUUAGGGAUUUCCUUCUCAGAGCCAAUAAAUAUCAAACUCUUCAGAUAUUUGGAGGUGACCGCUGUCACAGCAGAAAGAUUGUCCUAGUCGAGGAUUUUCCCAACUUCUUUUAUAGACAGUCAAAAGACUUCCAUGAAAUAUUGAGAAAAUAUGUCUCUACGGGUCACUGUCCUCUGGUAUUUAUAAUAAGUGAUAGUGCAGGUGGUGAGUCCAAUGAGAGGCAUCUCUUCCCAAAAGAUCUACAAAGUCAGCUUAAUAUAUACAACAUUAGUUUUAAUCCAGUAGCGCCAACAAGUAUGGUCAAAGUAUUACAAAGGAUAGCUACAACUGAAUCUACUAAGGGUGCCCAUAAGUUUAGUGUUCCAAGUAAGUCGACUCUGGAAGCUAUUGCCAAUGCAAGCUCUGGAGAUAUCCGUGGUGCUGUUAAUGCUUUACAGUUUGCCUGUCUAAGAGACACAGCAGAUUUGGCCAAUAUAAUGAGAUCAUCCUGUAAGGACAAGAAGAAAAGUGGGCAGGGCUCAAAAUCAAAAUCAAAAUCUGCAAAGUCCAAGCAGACAAAAGGCACAUCGAAUGCAGGAGAUGAGGAAGAGACAGAUCUUGCGGCCAUUGGAGGGAAAGACACUUCAUUAUUCUUAUUCAGGGCUCUGGGAAAGAUCUUACAUUGUAAAAGAGACCCAGACAGUUCUGAUGCUCUCCUGCUCCCACCACAUUUAGCACAGUAUUCACGGCAUGAUUUGCUUUUGAAUCCAGAGGUUGUAAUUGAAAGGUCCAACUUAUCUGGAGACUUCUUCACAGCAUAUCUGCAGCAGAAUUAUGUGGAUUUUUAUACAGAUAUAGAUGAUGUUGUGAGGGCAAGUGAAUAUAUUAGUGACUGUGAUUUCCUUACUUCAGACUGGGUGUCUCGGACAUCUCAAGGAUUGUAUGCAGCAUCAGUGGCAGCCAGGGGUAUCAUGUUCAGUAACUCAGCUAGAGCUGGCAGUACUAGCACUGGAGGUUCUGGACUGGGCUGGAAGCCACUGCAUAAGCCACAGUGGUUUGCUAGUGCCAAAAAGGCUAGAGAAAAUUCUUUAGCAGCAAGAACACUUUUUAAAGGUCACAGCUGGACUCCUGAAGACCUUCAGACCCAGUAUCUCCCUUAUUUGUCCUUGACCAGUGUUCCUCUGCAUGAUCCAGGUCAGUUCACCUUCCUCCAAGAUCUUUGCAAGUAUUCAUCAUUGAAGUUCUCUUCAAGGUCAUAUCCAGAACGUCUAGAUGAAAAGGAUGUUGAGAUGGAUGUGGAUAAUGAAGAACCUUCACUGGCAGUGCAGGAUGUCCCCCACCUAAAUAAAAGAGUCCUUGGUGAAGAAGAAGAAGAUGAAAAUGACAUUCCCAGUAGUCAAUCAAAUCUCCAAGUUGGAGGAGCUGCUGAAGAGCAGGAGGAAGAAGAAGUUGUGAUUGAGGAUUUUGAUGAUUGAAGCGCUUUGCCAGUCGAGCUUCGGAUUUUGUUUCCUGUAAAUAUUACAGGUGUGACAUACAAGACCUGAAAGGGCUGGAAUAAUUCUCAAUGCCUGUUUGUCAAGUAUAAUGUUUUUUUUCUAAACCAGAAGAAUCUCGAAGAAUAAUGCAGAGCAACUCAACACUGGUCUUCCAAUUAUCAAACAUUUUUAUGGAGGAAUUAUAGUUGCGUGAACACCUGAAAAAUGAAUAAAGUACAUAAAGUGCAUUUAAAUAGGAAAUGAUUUAAGUUCAAUUGUAUUCAAGUAGAGGCAAUUUCAACUUAUAUAAAUCGUCACAAUACUUUAGACGGUGUGUGCUGAUGGGAAGUUGGACAGCCGCAUUUUGUUUUUUGUUGUUCAGCUAACUUUUCAGCGAUAAAGCUAGCAAAGAAACAUUAGGUUUUUGUUAGUAACUGUACAUCAAUCAUGAAAAUUAUAACAAGUAUCAAA